CUCCGUCGCGUCGAUUUGCGCGACACGACUCUCAACGGCUUCUUCUGGUCCCCUACUCUCAUUUGUAUUGCGCUUGCACUGGUCCCCACGUACCAUGGCCACACGAUCCGUAAGCCCGUCGCGCUCGACGGACUACCCACGAGAUACGAAGACGGUGGAGGACUCGGAGGCCGAUAUGCGGCGUCAGCUGUCUACGGUGAAGAGCGCUGAGAGCCCGAUUGCGAGUCAAGCGACGCUCUCCGUCCUAUGCUACUGCGUCGCGUCCAUCCUCAUGACGCUCGUCAAUAAAUACGUCGUCUCCGGCACCCACUUCUCUAUGACCUUCCUGUUGCUUUGCAUCCAGAGCAGCGUGUGCUCGGCCGUCGUGUACGGCUGCAAGGCCGCGGGCCUCAUCUCCUUCCGCGACUUCGACAUGAAGGACGCGAAGGCCUGGUUCCCUAUCAGCUUCCUCCUCGUCUGGGUGAUAUACACGGGAAGCAAGAGCUUGCAAUUCCUCUCCAUCCCCAUUUACACCAUAUUCAAGAACCUCACGAUUAUCCUGAUCGCAUACGGGGAGAAGAUAUGGUUCGGGGGACGCAUCACCACCCUCACAUUCAUCAGCUUCAUCUUCAUGGUAUUCUCCUCAUUGAUAGCCGCCUCAUCCGACCUAUCCUUCUCUAUACCCACCACACUAAGCACCGGCACCCCCCUCAACCUCGACGGCAUGGGCUCGGCCGUGCGCAACCUGAACGUUGGCUACUUCUGGAUGCUCAUUAACUGCCUAGCGAGCGCGGCGUAUGUCCUGUUCAUGCGCAAACGCAUCAAGGCGACCGGGUUCAGCGACUGGGAUAGCAUGUUCUACAACAACAUGCUUUCGAUUCCUGUGCUUGCCCUCUUUUCCUUCAUCAUUGAGGAUUGGGGCUCGGAGAAUCUGACGCGUAACUUUCCUCCAGAAACAAGGGGAACGCUGCUCUUCGCUAUCGCCUUCUCCGGCGCAGCGGCUGUAGGAAUCUCGUAUACCACAGCAUGGUGCGUGCGUGUUACCAGUAGCACGACAUAUAGCAUGACUGGCGCCCUCAACAAGCUGCCCGUCGCUCUCUCUGGCAUGCUCUUCUUUGGCGACCCCGUCACCUUCGGCUCCGUCUCCGCAAUCGCGAUGGGCUUCUUUGCAGGCGUGCUCUAUGCGAUUGCUAAGAACAACCAGAAGAAGGAGGAAGCGAGACAGGCACCACCGGCGCUGCCGUUGGCAAGGAGGGAGAGCCCAUAGGAUAUGUAGUAGCGGAGUGAGGACCAGUGCUGAACGGUACUACAGCCGAGAGCAAGGGAUAGGGACGCCCAGUGAGAUCUUGAGAGGGGACACGCAUAUGCUAUACACUAUACCAUAGAGUAAUACCGGUGUUUAUGCAUACAUGGCCGUGGAUAGUGCUCUUGUAUACCCCUCACACUUUUCACCAAUUGCUUUCGUGCCACCCGAGUUUAUGGCCACCGGACCCCGGGCCGGAC
Molecule: messenger RNA, 1482 nt
Organism: Schizophyllum commune H4-8
Lineage: Eukaryota; Fungi; Basidiomycota; Agaricomycetes; Agaricales; Schizophyllaceae
Product: UDP-galactose transporter
Exons: 8
Coding region: 95-1246 (383 amino acids)
Cellular component (GO): Golgi apparatus
Molecular function (GO): antiporter activity; GDP-mannose transmembrane transporter activity
Source: RefSeq, a predicted model, not a curated record